Abrus precatorius (Indian licorice) is the source of this 2211-nucleotide messenger RNA. RefSeq names its product AFG1-like ATPase. NCBI's taxonomy places the organism in Eukaryota, Viridiplantae, Streptophyta, Magnoliopsida, Fabales, Fabaceae. Gene Ontology annotation, molecular function: ATP binding; ATP hydrolysis activity. The transcript is spliced from 15 exons. Gene Ontology annotation, cellular component: cytoplasm; chloroplast; mitochondrion. Bases 290 to 1786 code for a protein of 498 amino acids. The record is from RefSeq and is a predicted model, not a curated record.
AUAUUAAGUCGAGGCAAUACCGAUGUUGUUGUAAGUUUUGAAGUGGCAUAAAGUUGCAGCAUCUUCUCUCUCUUCUCUCCAACGAACAAGCAAACGUGUGAUUUUCUGGGUCAAUUAAAAAAAUCCAACUUGGAAUCGCCAAGACUAUGGUUGAGGCUAUAGCUGAAACACCAGCGCUCAGAACCAAGUAGGCUCUGUAAUCAAUAUCAUCGGAUUCUUGAUUUUUUUUAUUUUUUUUUUGUGGGCUUUAUUACUCUGAAGCUUGUGGUUCUGGUUGGAGUGGUUGAAGAUGAGAAGUGUGCUUCGUUCUUUAAGACAAUUGCGACCAGUCCUUCAGAGGCAGGAUUGUGUUUUGAUCAAUGAUCUUGUUGCAGAAACCCCAUGUCACUUUGAAAAGAGCUGUCAUAUUCAUAGUUCAGCUUUUGAUCAUGCUGAGACCUACUAUUUCAAAAGCCACUCGUUUAGAACAAGCACGAGAGCUCUCUCGAUUGAUGCUGCAAAACUCACAAAUGGAGAAACAAGCAGAGCUGGGCCGCUUGUUGAGUAUGAACGAAGAAUUGCCAGUGGUGAACUUGUCGAGGGUGAUAGUUGCCAGGUAGAGACACUGACAGAACUUCAGAGACUGUAUGAUGAACUUGUUGAGUCUGCUGACGCCUGCCAAUUGGAUCGCAAUUCUGAAAAACCAGUAAGAAGUGGGUGGCUGUGGUCUCGUCUUUUGUCACAUCCUUCUUAUUCACCUGUCAAAGGUUUAUAUCUUUAUGGUGGAGUGGGUACUGGUAAAACUAUGCUGAUGGACCUGUUUUUUUAUCAAUUGCCCUCUAAUUGGAGGAAAAAGAGGAUUCAUUUUCAUGACUUUAUGUUGAAUGUACAUAGCCUAUUACAAAAGCAUAAGGGUUUGUCAGAUCCACUUGAUGUGGUUGCAGGAGAGAUUUCUGAUGAGGCUAUUUUAUUAUGUCUUGAUGAAUUUAUGGUAACUGAUGUAGCAGAUGCAUUGGUUCUAAAUCGCUUGUUUAGACAUUUGUUCAACAAAGGCAUUAUUCUGGUGGCCACAUCAAAUCGUGCUCCAGAUAACCUUUACGAGGGUGGUUUGCAGAGGGAUCUCUUUUUACCGUUCAUUGCAGCUUUGAAGGAAAGAUGUGUAGUACAUGAGAUUGGUUCAUCAAUUGAUUAUCGCAAAAUGACUUCGGGUGAGCAAGGAUUCUAUUUGGUUGGCAGAGAUUUGUCCGGCUUCCUUAAGCAAAGAUUUCAACAAUUGAUUGGAGACAGUACAGCUACUCCUCAAGAAGUAGAAGUAAUAAUGGGAAGGACCCUGCAUGUUCCACUGGGAGCUAAUGGAUGUGCCUAUUUUCCUUUUGAGGAACUUUGCGAUAGACCUCUUGGAACUGCAGACUAUUUUGGAUUAUUCAAGAAAUUUCAUACUCUAGCCCUGGAAGGGAUUCCAAAUUUUGGGCUUCACAAUAAAUCAGCUGCACAUAGGUUUGUCACUUUGGUUGAUGUGAUAUAUGAGAACAGGGCCAGACUAUUAUGUACAGCUGAUGGGAGCCCUCAAGAUCUCUUUCAAAAGGUAGUAACAAUAUCUGAGGCUAAACAGAUGGCACCCAGAACCUCUUCAAGAUCAAGGAAAAAUGACGAGGCUGACCUUUGUGUGGACAAUGAACUGGGGUUUGCAAAAGACCGCACAAUUAGUAGACUGACAGAGAUUAACAGCAGGGAAUACUUGGAGCAUCAUGCUGCCAUGUUAGCAGAAAAGAAAGAAAGUGUGGAUCAGAAUGUCCUUGAAGCUUGAAGAAGGGAUUCAAAACCUCUUACCAGUUUGGUUUAUCUACUAUUGUUGGUAGCAUAUACCGAUUGAAAAUGGGAUAAAACGAGUAAUGAUUGUGAACAACCAAUAAUUUCAAAUAAAAAAAUAAACGCCUUUUGCAGACCAUUAGAUUUUACCCCUGCACAGCGAGAGAUGUGUCAGUUAGUAUCAAAUAGUUACUAGCAUUACCCCAAAAUAUGGUAUAAUUGAGUGAUACAAUGCAAAAGUUCAAACAGUUGAAAUGGAAUGUUGGUCUUGCUAACUACAUUUUUUGUUGAUUAAUGUUUUGCAAGGAAAAAAGUAACAUGAAUGCUGGUACAUUCGGCUUGAUAAAUAUAUUCCUCUCGCCAGAAAGAUUGUGUACCAAGCAACAAUAUAUCUAAUAGUCAUAGAUAUGUUAAUAUUUUAAA